AUGAACGUCGCAACUCAAACUCUCCGCCAACGCGCCUGGCGGCGAGUUGCCACUAUUAUAGAUCCCCAAGCGUAUCAGCACAGAUCUACUUCAUGGAUUGCAUGGGAGCAGCCCAAUCCUGCUCUCUACACACCACUUCAUGCGGCCCCAAGCAGUGAGAGCCGACAAGUGGCGAGCAACUCUCAGGGCGCACGCAAUGUCGGAGAUACCGGCGUUGCAUCAGCAACUGCUGCGAUAGUGACAAGCAGCCAGGAAAUAUCCACAUCGGGGAAAAUCGCCCCCUCGUCCAUCCAGGCAAGCGCCAGCCAUUUCCCCUAUUCCCAGACGCGCUCUGUCCAGACUCAAUCGGAGAACACGUGGCUACUUCCUACCACACUCCUACGCAUCCCAGGCGUUACCGCUACCUGGCCAACCAAGGCACCGGAUCGGGAGGAGAGUUCGGAAGUACGCCGGUUUCGUCCACAAGAAUAA
This is a messenger RNA of Daldinia vernicosa, 471 nucleotides long. RefSeq lists its product as uncharacterized. Bases 1 to 471 code for a protein of 156 amino acids. The record is from RefSeq and is a predicted model, not a curated record. Lineage: Eukaryota; Fungi; Ascomycota; Sordariomycetes; Xylariales; Hypoxylaceae. The transcript has 2 exons.